AUGUCGAACAUCUACAUCACCGAGCCCAACACGGAGGGCAAGGUGCUGCUGCACACGAGCUUCGGGGACCUGGACGUGGAGCUGUGGCCGCAGCAGGCGCCCAAGGCGGUGCGCAACUUCGUGCAGCUGUGUCUGGAGGGGUAUUAUGACCAGACGAUUUUCCACCGCAUCAUCGCCGGGUUCAUGGUGCAGGGCGGGGACCCCACGGGCACCGGCAACGGGGGCGAGAGCAUCUACGGAGCCCCGUUCAUCGACGAGUUCCACUCGAGACUGCGCUUCAACCACCGCGGACUGCUGGCCAUGGCCAACGAGAACAAACCCAACACCAACCACUCGCAGUUUUUCUUCACGCUGGACGCCUGCGAGUUCCUGGAGAAGAAUCACACCAUCUUUGGCAAGGUGACUGGCAACACGAUUUUCAAUUUGCUGAGUGUCGGAGACCUGGAGACGGACGCGAACGACCGACCCACGAAUCCGCCCAAGCUGCUGAGUGCAGAGGUGCUGUGGAACCCGUUCGAGGACAUCGUGCCGCGGUACGUCGGUAGUUGCGGUGGGUGGCUCGUGGUUGGUCGCCUAGGUACUGAUGACAUUGACUCUUGGAAUUCAUAG
This is a messenger RNA of Phytophthora sojae, 609 nucleotides long. RefSeq lists its product as hypothetical. The record is from RefSeq and is a predicted model, not a curated record. Gene Ontology annotation, cellular component: catalytic step 2 spliceosome. Gene Ontology annotation, molecular function: peptidyl-prolyl cis-trans isomerase activity. Bases 1 to 609 code for a protein of 202 amino acids. NCBI's taxonomy places the organism in Eukaryota, Oomycota, Peronosporomycetes, Peronosporales, Peronosporaceae. The transcript has 3 exons. Gene Ontology annotation, biological process: protein peptidyl-prolyl isomerization; protein folding.